This is a messenger RNA of Physcomitrium patens, 1153 nucleotides long. RefSeq lists its product as uncharacterized. NCBI's taxonomy places the organism in Eukaryota, Viridiplantae, Streptophyta, Bryopsida, Funariales, Funariaceae. The record is from RefSeq and is a predicted model, not a curated record.
GGAGAUUCGCGGUUCUUGUGCUCGACAGUUGUGCCGAAGGUUAUUCUGUUUCCAGUCCUCCUUGAAAUUGUGUGUAAGGGGGUUGCGGGCUAAAGCGUCGAGUUUUGGGUGUGAAGAUCCUGUUGUGCGUUUGGUUGCCUUGCGGUGUUGCUGAUCGAAGAAUAUGGAUCCUAACAACCCCUACAAUUACCCCUACCCUCAUCAACCUGGCAACAAUCCUUAUUCCCCUCACAAUCCUGGUGAGCCUUACCCUGCUCACAAUCUUGGCGAGCCUUACCCUGCUCACAAUCCUGGCGAAUCUCACCCCCCUCAUAAUCCCAGCGGAGAUAAGAACCAAGAUAAAGGUAAUUACGGCUCGUCUCAGCAAUAUGGACAUGGACACCAUGGAGGCUAUCCGCCUCAACAGGGGUACCCACCGCAAGGGUACCCUCCGCAGGGUGGCCAUGCCUACCCCCCUGGUGCUCCUGCUGGGUACCCACCUGCAGGAUAUCCUCCUGCAGGCUAUCCGCCUUCAGGCUAUCCGCCUUCAGGCUAUCCGCCUUCAGGCUAUCCGCCUUCAGGCUAUCCUCGUGCACAUGAUUCCCAUGGAUCAUCUUCUCAUGCAGUUGGUGGUAUGGCGGCUGGAGCUGCAGCAUUGGCAGGUGCAUAUGGUGUUUACAAGGCAGGUUCAGCUGCACAUGGUGUAGUCGACUACAGUGACCGGAAAUUUAAGGGUGGCAAAAUCGGCAAGAGAAUUAUGCCUGGGAAGAUCGGCUUCAAGCCUGGAAAGAUCGGAUUUGGAAAAGUCGGGAAGUUUGGGAAGAUUGGGAAGUUCGGGAAGAUUGGGAAGUUCGGGAAGAUUGGGAAGUUUGGAAAGAUUGGAAAGGGAUUUGGAAAGUUUGGAAAGAAAUGGAAAUAGAUGAGGUUUCUCUCUUUUCACUGGACAAGGCUACUAGUUAUGUACAUUAAAAGGGUGGCAACUACAUGUGCAAUACAGUACAACACCUGUUCUGAAUAUUCUUCACAACCAACUUUUGUAUGAUGCUCAUAUCAGAACUUGAUGUUGUGGUUUAGAUUGUCGACAGUGGCAGCCAUUAGCGCCGCCCACAUUGUUUAAGGACCAUCUAAACUUUUUGUCUAAUUUUUUAAGAAUCUUAGUGUUGAAGAACUUCAA